Molecule: messenger RNA, 1086 nt
Organism: Musca vetustissima
Lineage: Eukaryota; Metazoa; Arthropoda; Insecta; Diptera; Muscidae
Product: acetylcholine receptor subunit alpha-L1-like
Exons: 5
Coding region: 1-1086 (361 amino acids)
Biological process (GO): monoatomic ion transmembrane transport; signal transduction; chemical synaptic transmission
Cellular component (GO): membrane; neuron projection; synapse
Molecular function (GO): neurotransmitter receptor activity; transmembrane signaling receptor activity; extracellular ligand-gated monoatomic ion channel activity
Source: RefSeq, a predicted model, not a curated record
AUGAUCAAUUGGAUACAUAUCCUGAGGAAAGAUAAAAAAGCAAUGGAUGCAAAAAUCAACUUAACGGGUGAUACAGGUCGAGAUUUGCUCAAGAAAACAUUACUGGCCAACUACCACCCAUCGUCAAGACCAGUACAAGCCUUAAACGAGACCGUAAUUCUUUUCGUCAACAUAGAAAUGCAGCAUUUCGAUUAUCUGGAAAAAACUGGAGUGUUUCAUAUGGUUGGACUGUUACAUGUGAGGUGGCGCGAUCCAAAAUUAGCAUGGAAUCCCCGGGAUUACGGCAAUAUUACAUAUAUAACCAUUGCUCAACGCCACAUUUGGAUUCCCGACUUGGAGUUCUACAACAAUGCGCCUAACAAAUUUAUUCGCAUGCACCGGAAUGGGUUCGUUACUGUUAAACAGAAUGGCGUGGUGUUUUGGAGUGACGCAGUUGAUGUCAACAUUUUCUGCACAAAAGAUAUGCAAAAGUGGCCCCACGACAGACACGAGUGUCACUUGGUUUUGGGCUCAUGGACAUUUGACGGGUUCGAGGUGGACAUAAUGCACGUCAAUGCAAACGAAAGCAUGAGCUUUUCAAAUGUUAACAUGCACAAUAUGGAAUAUAAGGUGGUUAGUUACAACGCAUCACACGUGUCCAAAUAUUAUCCCUGUUGUAUUUAUCCCUACACGUCAGUGGACUACAAUAUUACGUUUGAAAGGGAGUCUUCCUACGCCGUUGUUUUCCGCUGUCCCGCCAUUUCAAUAGCCAUGUUUACACUCCUGAGCUUAUGUCUGAAUCCAAAACGGACUGAAAAGCUGUGGAUCAAUGCCAUUAGCAUGUGGUUAAUAACGGGAGAAUUGAUUUAUUUCGCGCAAAAUGGACAAAACUUCUCCAGAGAAACACCCAACAUAGUCAUUUUCUUUGGCGUCAGUUUCGUAUUGGUGACCCUUUCACAAUUAGUUGCUGUAUUUUCAAUUUUCGCCACAAGAUCAGCCUUUAGGAGCAAGUCACCUUUGUCCACAAAAUUUAGCAGAUUUUUAAAUUCCACCCUCAUUUUGAAAUUGGCAGCUGAGGAAGCAAAGCUGCGUACUAAAAUAAUUUAG